AUGACAUAUUACGAUGCGUGUUUCAAUAUUCAACACGGUAGCGGUAGACAAAGUGGCAUCAAACGCGUCUAUGUAGGCGCCUCAAAUCAACGCGGUUGUAACAAUAGCAUCGUUACGAAGUCCACUAAAGGCCCAAACAUUGGUCCUUUGAGCCGGAUACGACGAGCGAAUCUCGCAAUCAACACAAAAUCGUCUGUCGUGUCAAAAUGCAUUAAUAAGCAUAACAAAGCAUACGGGUCGCAGCGGUUGCAACCGGCGUACAAUCAGUACACAAGGAAGGCACAGGAUACAGCGGUUAUCACUGGCUUAGCACGCAAUUCACAGCAUCGGCAAGGACAUAGAGGACAGCAUUCAUACGUCAUAGGUGCAGACAUUACGAUGAUGUACCGCCAAGUACUGGUAGAGCCAUCGCAACGCGCGUAUCAGCGAAUCCUUUGGAGAGAAGAUUCAUCACAUUGCAUAGACACAUAUGAACUAAACACUGUUACAUAUGGAAUGGCGUCAAGCCCCUUUUUGGCAAUCAAGUGCCUGUUUAGCUUAGCUGACAAACAUCAAGAAACAUAUCCUAAGGCAGCAACUAUCAUACGCAAAUUUAUGUAUGUAGACGAUUUGCUGUUUGGCGCAUCGUCAAAGGAGGAAGAUAUUCAACUCGCAAAGGAUGUAUCAUACAUUUUGUCAUCAGGAUGUUUCGAACUUCGCAAAUGGAUAUCCAACGAACCGCAAAUACUUGAAGACAUCGGAAUUUCUAACAGCGACCAGCAAGUUAUUGAGAUAGGUGAAGCAGGAGCUACAAAAACUUUAGGACUAUCUUGGUUAUGUACCAAUGAUGAGUUAAUAUAUUAUGUCAAGUUAGAGUUAGACAAAAGACCGGCCACCAAACGAACUAUGUUAUCAGUAAUUGCUCGUCUUUUUGACUCAAUAGGACUUAUCGGUCCUUGCAUCAUUAUCACCAAAGUCAUGUUGCAGAAAUUGUGGAAGCUGAAACUCUCGUGGGACGAUGAGCUCCCGGUUGAUUUGCAAUCCGAAUGGUCGCAAUUUCUUAAAGAGCUUACUUACAUUAACGACAUUCGCAUUCCUCGGCAAAUUUGCUGCUCAUCACCACAGUGUGUUCAAAUCCACGGAUUUUCGGAUGCGAGCGAAGCAGCGUACGGAGGCUGCAUAUACAUUCGGUCAGUAAAUACAGCAGGGUCAACAUUUGUUCAACUAUUAUGCGCCAGAUCAAGAGUUGCGCCUUUGAAGCCACUUACAAUGCCCAAACUCGAAUUAAGUGCCGCGCAUCUUUUUGUAAAAUUAAUAGCCAAAAUCAAGACAGCAUUAGACUUGAACAUCGACUCCGUGCAUUACUGGAGUGAUUCGACUUUCAUUCUCAGUUGGAUACGAUUUGAGCCACAUCGACUUCAAACAUUUGUACGCAAUCGAGUGACUGACAUACAAGCGUUAUCUUCGGCAAGUAAUUGGAAACAUAUUCCAUCAUCAGAAAAUCCAGCCGACUUACUGUCUCGGGGAGUGUCUCCGAGGACAUUAACUGAUUCAAAUUUAUGGUGGCAUGGGCCAACUUGGUUGGCAGAGAGCGAAGAUCAAUGGCCUACACAGAACAAUGAUAUUCCUAUCAAUUUACCCGAGGUGAAAGAAUCAAGGCUCAAAAUCAGUGUCUUACACUCACAACGCGGAGGAAGUUCAUCAAGCCAAAAUCACGCUAAUAAGAUUAGCACAACUGGAAUCGUUCCAGAGGAAAUCCACGCGUUAUCUAUAGGCAAGAUAAUAGGAACUCGAAACAAGAUUUCAAGUUUGAAUCCUUUCUUACACAAGGACAACACACUCAGAGUAGGAGGGCGUUUAAGACAUGCGGACUUUGAUUUUGACAAGAAACAUCCAAUAAUAUUGGCGGCCAAGCACCCUCUAAAACUCAUUUUUGAGGAUGAACAUAAGCGAUUGCUGCAUCUCGGCCCUCAAGCAUUGCUAUCACAAAUCAGAGAGAAAUACUGGCCCAUUGCAGACCCAAAGGAAUCACAAAUGGCGGAUUUGCCACACGAUCGCGUGUCACCGACUCCUGUUUUCUAUAACGUAGGCACAGAUUAUACUGGACCCUUUAUCAUAAAGGAUCGUAAAGGAAGAGGAUGUAAGACGCACAAGGCGUACAUCUGUUUAUUUAUCUGCAUGGCUACCAAGGCCAUCCAUUUGGAGCUGGUGUCUGAUCUCACCAGCGAAAACUUCAUUUUGGCACUGCGCAGAUUUACAGCUCGUCGCGGACGACCAGGCAAGAUAUCAUCCGAUAACGGCACCAAUUUUGUUGGGGCCUGUUCAGAGUUAAAACUUCUCGGUGAGUUUCUCACAUCGAAUGAAGGCGAAUUGCAGAAUCGUCUUGUAUCAGAAGGAAUUAAUUGGAGCUUUAUACCUGCCUAUGCGCCGCAUUUUGGCGGCAUAUGGGAGGCUGGUAUAAAAUCAACCAAGUACCAUUUACAACGUGUCAUCGGAAAGGAGCUACUAACGUUUGAAGAAUUUUAUAGUUUAUUGACGCAAAUAGAGGCGAUACUAAAUUCCAGACCCCUAUCUCUAAUGUCAUCGCAUCCCAUGGACUUGCAGCCGCUCACGCCUGCCCAUUUCAUCGUUGGACGGACAUUGACAACCGUGCCUUGUCCAGAUCUAACCGACGUCAAUCAGAAUCGUCUCUCUCGUUAUCAACGGAUACAACAGAUGCAGCAGAAUUUCUGGAAACGAUGGUCUAAGGAAUUCGUUUCGGAGUUACAAUGUCGUUCAAAGUGGAAAUCUAACAUCGGCGCUCUCAAAGUAGGCGAUUUAGUAUUGGUGAAGGAUGACAACGCACCUCCUUUGCAUUGGCAGCUCGGCAGAGUAAGUGAGUUGUACCCGGGAGCCGACUCUGUAAAGCGGGCAGCAACCAUUCGCACGUCUGAAGGAGUUGUGCGUCGUGCUGUAGUCAAGCUAAGUCCUCUACCCAUAGAGACCAAGUCAACAAACAUUAGAAUCGAUCAGUCCAACAACGAUAAAUUACAGCAUAAUUAA
Solenopsis invicta (red fire ant) is the source of this 3021-nucleotide messenger RNA. RefSeq lists its product as uncharacterized. The record is from RefSeq and is a predicted model, not a curated record. Gene Ontology annotation, molecular function: nucleic acid binding. The coding region runs from base 1 to 3021 and encodes 1006 amino acids. The transcript has 5 exons. Gene Ontology annotation, biological process: DNA integration. NCBI's taxonomy places the organism in Eukaryota, Metazoa, Arthropoda, Insecta, Hymenoptera, Formicidae.